UUGCUGAAUGCGUGAGGAUUUUGAAGAAAAUAAAUUCUAGCCUGCAAUCAGCGUGACUAAAAACUAAAUAACUUUCUAGUUUAUAAUUUUUAUUUUGCAGAAAUACGCAGCAUCCAUUACAAUUUUAUAUGAAAUGUAGUUUAAAAAUUAUCAGAAAACCGAGAGCCCUUAAAGUUGCAGCUACUACUCAAUAGAUGGCGCCACAGAAAACAACCAAAAAUUUAUUUUAGCCAUCGGUGGUUCAUUUUCAUUUUCAUAAAUUCUUCUCAUUUGCAGGUGUGCAAAUGAAAAAUGACUAAACAACAAAUUGUUUAAAUAAAAACACUUUUAUAUUUAUAUAUAUUGAGUAAGUUUUUCCACCCAACAACAACCGAUUAUUAUACAAAUAACAAAACAAGAUAGGGCACUAGAGAUGCUGUAAUGUAUUUGAUGUAUUUGAUUUCGGGUAGAAAAUUAGUAUCGGUAAUACUUGUAUUUGAUUGUAUUUGUUUAUAUUUGUUAAUUGUUCGCGUUCCACAUUAAAAAAAUAUCAUCGCUGGUCGAAUACUGUAAGUGAAAUAACAUUGGUUGAUGCAAACCAUUGAUAAAUACGUGUUAAUGAUAAGCACUCGCUAAUAAAAGCGGAGGCAGCACCGCAAUCAACCUGUCACGGAAAAAGGGCGUACCCAAAUGUGAUUUCAAUGCUUAAUUUUAAUCAAUUUAGCCAAAAAUACACUUCUAAAUACUUGUGGUUCCAUGCCGUAAUAAUGAGUCGUUUAGUGAAUUGAAAGAAUACAACGAACUUCGAACAUAUUACAUUAAAAUUUUCAAUUAAAAAUCGACUCCGGCGGUGUUUGUUUUUAUGUCCCCUCGAAAGAAUUUCGACCAUUGCCAUACUGAUAGAGUGAUUUAAUUAACGCCUUAACCUGCUGAUCGAUUUGUAACAUAAUUUAUUGUUCACCUAAUAAAACAAAAAGUCCUUUCUCGGUGUAUAACGCACUGCCUAACUGCAGGCGUGAUUGCGAUUGAACUCCAUUUCGGUUAACUGCAACAAAUUUCUAUUUGUCUCGUCUCGGAUAACGCACCUGCGCACCUGUGAGACGCACACAAGCACCUAGGGCGCAAAUUGGGUUGGUUAAGUUGCGCGUAUGAUUAGUUCAAUCAAUUCUUUUGCUACCGUCCAUAUCAGCGGUCAGAUUUGGGACACCACAUUUCAUAUUUCCUGAACGCAGAGUCGUUAGUUAACAUAGGUUUAAUCAAUGCCGGCCAAACGUCAGCAAGUGAUACGCAGAUGAUAAGAUUAUAAACGUUGAACAGUGGAAUAUAGGUUUAAAUUGCAAACGUUGUUCAUUAAAGUACAGUAACGUGAUUUGCAGUGCCCUAAGUGACUAGAAAAGUUUCGUCGCUGAAAAAGGAUUGUACGUGUUGUAUAUUAGUAGUUCACAGUGGAUCGGGAUCAUUCAUUGUGCAUAGUGCUCUGUAAGAAUCCUGUAAGAAUAAAAAUGUCCGUAGCUGUGAAAAAAUAUUCCAACUUCUUCGUUCGUGUAAGAAUGAUCGCAUUUUAUAAUACGUUGCCGAUAAGUGUAAUGAUUGGAACCGUUCUGUCGAAUUUAGGAUGCCGCACGAAACUUAGAGUUGGAAGACUUCGAUACAUUCAUCAAAGUCCUUCAGAAAGGUGUUGACGUAAAUCAGCGCACAGAAGGCAUGAGAUACUCGGUGUUUGAACUUGCAUGCAAAACUCCAGGAAAGAAGAAGUUUAUCCAAACGUGUCUCAAACGUGGCGCUCUUGUUACAGAGAAAAAUCCCGAAACCAACGAAUAUCCCAUUCAUCUAGCGGCUCGGUCCUUCGAUAGUGACAAUCUUUCGCAGCUGCUUGAAAUUCAGGGAAUCUAUGUCGAUCAGAAAUUCGAGGAUCGUACUGCGCUGUAUUUGUUGUUUGAUCAGAUCGAUAGUAAUAACUGGAGCAAAGUGUUUGAGUGUAUCAAAUUGUUGCUCGAAAAGCGCGCCAACAUAAACGCAACAGAUGAAAACAGUGUGUCACCUAUAGCACUGUUAGUGACGCGUGGGAACGAGGACUGGCGGAAAGAAAUACUGGAAUAUUGUCUACAAAAUUACUGCGUCAACGUAGACUUUCGCCGGAAACAGGCACGAAAAGCAAUCGAGAAACAUUUUCCGCGUACUGUGAUUCCAAACAUCGACAUGGAAAAGGUGACGGUGGAAGUGCUCCGGAACAAACUAGCAGCUGGUACGGAGGAUGAUUUUCUCACAGCAUAUGAGAAAUACAUUCAGCAAAGCGAAGAUAACGUGCUGCGAGAACAAGAUUGUGCCGAGCUUUUAUCUUUGGCAGUGUACCGGGCGAAGCUGUCGGCUGCUCAGAAGCUCAUUGAAGGAAAAAUAGAGAAUGGCAAAUUUGUGGGCGAAAUUUCACUGCUUUCCGGACUGCUGGCCAAGUGUUGUAAUGGUGGCAAUGUUCCAAUGCUUGAAUGGUUGCUUAAAAUCAUUCCGGAUCAUGCGGUAGCGGUGAUAAACGAAGAUCCACUACUUUCGUUGCUUGUGAAGCAGAUCGACGUAUACAAGGAUAAGAACAAGUGUCCGUUCUUCAAAAGCAUGGGAAUUCUGUUGAACGAUCCGCGCACGAAUAUCAACAAAAUAGAUGUGAAAAAGUAUACUGCGAUGCAUUACGCUGUGAAGUAUAAGAUUGAUCAUGCUCAGGAGCUGUUGCUUGCCAAAGGUGCCUACAUCGGUGGCGAGGAUCUAUUUGGAGAAUCAUCGAUCAGCGAGAUGGAUUCGUACCUGUUGGAGAAACAUUUGGACUCAUGUGUGACGAGUAACGAUUGCGAACCAAGCGACAAUGAUUACAAAAUGAUAAUUGAUUACUCUAACUUUGUACCACCUGGCCAGGUAACGAGUAACGAUGAGAUGAGGCCUAUUGUACAGAUAGCACAAACAGAUAACAAAAAGCAUCUGCUUUGGCAUCCGGUGAUAUCGAGCAUAUUAUUGUUAAAGUGGCUAAACUUAAUCCGCUUAAUCUUUAUGAAUUUGUUGCUUUCGUGUAUAUUCACCUUCUCGAUCACGACUUACAUUGUGUUCUACUUUGGCCAAGACCAUACACCUUCAAGAUCGAUAUUUUACUAUGCCGCUACGUUCGGCUGGCUGUACAUAACAGGACGCGAAUCGAUCCUGUUUUUGCUGAAUAGCCGGGUGUAUGUACGAACGUUAGAGAACCUAAUCGAACUGCUGCUCAUCAUUGCAUCCGGAGUAGUGUUAUUAUGUGGAUCGAGUGAUGGGAUAUAUUCUUACAUCGCGAUCGGUACUAUCCUUUUAUUGGGACUAGAAUUUACGAUGCAAGUUGGAAUGCUCCCAGUAGAUUCCAUUUCCACAAACAUGAUUACGUUAAAGACGGUGUCAGUAAACUUUCUUAAAUGCUUGGCAAUGAACUCGAUAUUAUUGCUUUCCUUUGCGUUCGGUUUCUACACGGUGUUCCGGAUAGCUAACGUUAAUGGACACAUUGAGAAUGAUGCUGAGCGGUUCAAUCAGUUUCGGGAAAUGAAACUUGCAGUACUGAAAACGGUUGUUAUGUUGACCGGUGAAUUUGACGCUGCAAGCAUUCAGUAUGAUACAUCUGGGAUUAUUUACAUCUUGUUUUUCCUGUUUGUGUUCUUGGUGGCGAUCGUUAUAAACAAUCUAAUGAGUGCACUUGCUGUGAGCGAUACUAUGGCCAUUCAGUCGGAAUCAGAAAUUAUCGCUAUUACCAAAAUGGUGUUCGUCAUCUGCAGACAUGAAAACACUAUAAAGGCAUUAAAUUCUUAUCAGUUCAUAGCUAAAUACUUAUCGUGGUUGAUACCAUCAAACAGUUUGCAGCUUUUUCCCAGCAGGGAACCAAUAAAGGAAAUCGCCCUACGAAUGUCUCCAUUCAUCAAAAUGGAAUAUAAAACACAGUCAAUGGAAAACCCAAAUAUUGAAACUGUAGAAAAUGGCCCGGAGAGAGAACUGCUGGGAAACCAAGUUUUAAAUGAGCGUUACUAUACGCAAAGCACAAAUAACUUCUUUUUCAAGUAUUUCGAUGUGAUGUUAUAUAAAAUCGUGAAAACUUCAACCCAAAUUCUACGUUCACGCCAGAAACCCGACGAUCCGAUCGCGCCGUAUCAAUCACAGUUGGAGGAGCUGAUAAGAAUUGUGACACAGCUGAACAUGGAACUUAGGCUGGAGUCUCGGUUGCGUCGCAUGCGAUUUCGUCGCAAUGCGAAUCGCAAGUGCAGUCACUGUUCAUGCGAUUCGCAUUACGAUUUUUGUGUGAGACAAAUUUCUUCAUAGAGUAGUUAAAUAAAAUCUGCUAGUUAAUAAACCAUGCUGGUUUACGUUAUUUGUGACCUCUUUAGUAAAAAUACGAUGAGUUUAAAAUAAAUUCAAGUUGACAGAUGGCGUCGCAUGCGACGACCCGACGGAAUUAAAAUUUGUUGAUUCCAUCGUACGACGAAAUCGUACGUCCGACGUUA
Anopheles funestus (African malaria mosquito) is the source of this 4475-nucleotide messenger RNA. Its product is annotated as transient receptor potential cation channel protein painless-like. The record is from RefSeq and is a predicted model, not a curated record. Bases 1684 to 4293 code for a protein of 869 amino acids. NCBI's taxonomy places the organism in Eukaryota, Metazoa, Arthropoda, Insecta, Diptera, Culicidae. Gene Ontology annotation, molecular function: protein binding. The transcript is spliced from 5 exons.